AUGGCAUCUUCAUCUAAACGCUCCAUUCUGAUCACUGGCUGCUCGCCAGGUGGGGUUGGCCAUGCUCUCGCCCUUGAAUUUCACUCUCGUGGCAUGCGAGUUUUUGCAACUGCUCGAUCCACCAAUUCUCUAUCCGAGUUAGCGCAAAAAGGCAUUGAAACAUAUGAGCUAGACGUGACAAGCUCGGAGAGCAUCGCAGCGUUGAGAGAUGAGAUCUCCAAGCGGACUGACGGCAAACUAGAUAUGCUGUUUAACAAUGCUGGCUCAAUGUAUCAAGCUCCGGCAAUCGAAGCCGAUCCUGCCCGUAUACGUGGAAUGUUCGAUACCAACGUAUUUGGCCUGUUCGAUAUGGUCUCAGCGUUUACUCCUCUUCUCCUAGCCUCAGCUAGCAAUUCAUCUACGCCGCCAGUGAUCAUCAAUACUUCAUCAGUCCUUGCACGGCUUCCAUUUGCUUUUUCGGCCGCAUACAAUGCCUCGAAAGCAGCCGUGGCUUCUUACAGCGACACUCUCCGGGUCGAACUUAGCCCACUUGGUAUCAAGGUUGUUACGCUAUUUAUGGGCGAAGUUUCGACCAAGCUCGUUUCUCCCGACAGUAUCUCUUUUGGCCCCGAGAGUAUCUACACUGUUGCACUAGAGGGUAUCAGGGAGUGGAGUCGAAACCAUGCUAGAAACAGCAUGAAGCCGGAAGCGUUUGCCAAACAGGUUGUUCAAGCUAUAUUGGCUAAGAGUCCUAGAUAUGGAAAAGGCGAGGUCCUGUGGAAAGGGACCAAUGCUUGGGUGAUUUGGCUUUUGAACCUCGUUGGGUGGAGAUAUAUGCUGGAGAACGUCUCCAAAAAGAUGGUCGGCCUCGAGAAAAAGGAAGUCCGGAAGUCUGUUCUUGACAAAGCGAGAAAGAUUUGGUCAAAGGAAAUGGUGCAGGAAAGCUAA
This is a messenger RNA of Penicillium mononematosum, 927 nucleotides long. Its product is annotated as SDR family oxidoreductase. The transcript is spliced from 3 exons. Lineage: Eukaryota; Fungi; Ascomycota; Eurotiomycetes; Eurotiales; Aspergillaceae. Gene Ontology annotation, cellular component: lipid droplet; endoplasmic reticulum. Gene Ontology annotation, molecular function: acylglycerone-phosphate reductase (NADP+) activity; triacylglycerol lipase activity. Gene Ontology annotation, biological process: phosphatidic acid biosynthetic process; triglyceride catabolic process. Bases 1 to 927 code for a protein of 308 amino acids. The record is from RefSeq and is a predicted model, not a curated record.